GGUGAGCAUCUGAAGUCCUAGCUACUCUGGAGGCUGAGGCAGGGGGAUCACUUGAGCCCAGGAGUUGGAGACUAGCCUGGGCAACGUAGCAAGACCCCCGUCAAGAUUUUUUUUAAUUUAAAAAAUUUUCAAAAAGUGGCACAGAUGCAUUGAACAUUGACCUUCCUUUGUCUGCUUUUAUGGGAAUAUCCGGCUCGCUGUGAUAGUUGUGAUGAAAUUUACAUCCAGGAUACAGGAUUAUUUGUUCUUCUCAAAGGAGUGUCUCAUUGGCCCAGCAUUUCUCCCAUGUUGUAUCUCCCCUGUGACUAUGAAGAAACCCUGAACUGAUGCAACCACUACUUGAAAAUAAGGUUCCAAGCCAAUCUUAAUUGCACUAGGAAAAGGCAGCCAUUCUUUUGGGUAGGGGGAGAAAUGAGCUUGGGUGGUCAUACUGCUUGUUAGCAAUUAUCUGGCUUCCAUUGGAGCAUCAUCCAGAAAUUUACGUCUUAAUUGGAACAAGAAGAAAAUGGAUGCUAUUAUCAUUUCAUUAGGUCUCUAAACUCCUUCUUGAAUGAUACAUAUGAUAUGGAUGUGCUGUUCUUUCAUUACUCUCAUCAUCAACAAAAACAAUAUGUGUGUUUUAAUGCCAACCAGAGACUCUGUGCUAGGUUCUGGGGAUACAAUGAAAUAUAAACUCCUAACCUUUUAGAAGCUAGCAUAAGUGAUAGUAGCACUUAUAGAAUUAAAUGAAGCAGAUUUUAAAAUGAGGUUACAGCAAAAGAAAAAAAUACUGUAAAUACAAUUUUAUACCAAUACUGACAUAGCUUAUUUCACAUAAAAGAAAAAGCAAUUUAAGCAAUUUUAAAAAUUCAAAUUUAUUCUAGAGAAUAAAUUCCAAAUUUAUAGCAAAAAAAGAGCAGAGUUUUCAUUAGCUUUCAAGAAUAAUACAGCCCCAAAAUAUUUAAUAUUCUAUAUUAUGGGAAUAUUUUAUGUAAGUCAUCCCAACACCAAAUAAUGCUAAAAAUAACUAUAUAGGUUCAAUAUCAUGAUUUUAUUAACUAUAGAUUUUUAGACCUUUUCUUACUUUUUGUUAUUGAAUCAUUCACAGCUUUUAUUGGUUGAAUUGCCUUCUCCUAAAAGUACCAAAGUGUGGAGAGUUUUUUUGGCUGAGCAAUAUUCAGAUUCUUUUAGUGUAAGACAGAUUCUGUGAAGUAAUAUUGAAGACUAAAUGUUGAAGAGUAGCUUUCUCUAAUACCAAACGGUCAGUUUUUUCAAAUGUCAUGAACUGGAGUACAGUUAACUUUUCAUCCUCUUCAUUAUAGAAUAAUUCCUCAUUAUCCCCAUUCUUUCUUCUGCUGAGGCUGUGGUGGUAUACUCAAAGUCACAUCCAUACCCUUCUGUCUCCAAAGUCCUAGGAGAGAUGGCCCUCUUCUCAACCUCUACAUUGCAUAGAACCCUACAUCCCUCAACAGAAGGAAUACCUAGUGCAUAAGGAAAGUGGCCUUUCACCACUCGUCCUCACUCUGUAACAUCACCAAGGACUAUCCUGCAAGGGGACUGUCCAUAGGAUGAAUAGCAAUAGACUGCUGCAUUGAUGUGCACAGUGCUGACAACCCAUUGGUGUGCAGAGCACCCUAGGCAAGAUCUAAAGUUCUAAGAUCUUAUGUAAAUCACCAGCAUGCUCUUUUAUGUAUCUGGUUAUAAUAUCCUUCCAAUCAAUAUUUUAAAGGGCAGGACACUGGGGGAAUCUUAAGGCUUUGAAGACAGGGAUAGUCACAUGCAUGUCUUAUAAAUUAUCUGAUGAUCAUACACUGUUUAAUGAUAGUAAUGACUCUACUUAAACAAAUAUAUUAUUUCUGAUAUCAGUGCAUGCCAACUGACCUUCAGGUUUAAGCAAAUGAGAAGAACACUCUUUUAAGUAUAUUUGGAUAAUUUUGAUAUAGUUACAUGUGAACUCAUUAAGUAUAGACACCUUGGCUUAUUAUUUACUGCCUAAGCCUAGAUCAAUACCUGGUGCUUAGUAGGUAUUUGAUGAAUGAUGGGAUGGAUAAAUGUAAAAAUAAGUCUUUUCAGUGUCUAAAGACAAAACAGAUACAUAAUGAGAUACAGAUGAGAUUGGCUCAUCCAUCUUUAUUUUCAUUCAUUUGAAUGUCCAUGUGAGCAAGUUAUUUUGUAAGUGAUCUAGCACUGCAGUGUGACUAUCAUUAACAUAAAAUAAUGAUUAAUCCACAUUGUAUAACUGUUUUGUUAGUAAUGUAGGGAUGCUUUGUGUGUUGCUUGGUUUGUGUAUGCUGCCAAAAGUGUAAGCAACAUUUACUGAGCUGCUAUGUGGCAGGCUCUGUGUUUAUUAAAAUUGUAGUUUUUGCUAAUUGACUGUUUUUUGGCACAUCCAUUUUGUUCAUCAUUGUAUGCCUAGCACCUAGCUUUAGGCUUGCCACAUAUUAUAUUGGCAAUUAAUAUUUGUUGAACAAACAAAUGCAUGAAAUACAAUGAGUAAGACAGGUUUUUGCUUUCAAGUAAAGCAUAGUCUGGGGUAAGAAGGAAUGUCAGAAUGUGGUGGGUGCUAUAGGAGUAGGUGUUACCAGAUUCUGAUGCUAUGGAAUAAUAAACUGUUAAAAUAUAUAAUCUUAUGUUUCAGAAGCUAAAGCACAGUAUGGGAACUAUUAGAGGCUUAGAAGGCCUCACUACCCAGUAGACUCAGAAGUUGAAUGGUGUCUGAGAAAAAAGAGAAUAGAAGUAGCAGUAGGUGAAGAGUCCAGAAGUGAUUCCCUUUGAGGACAGGUGGAAAGACUGCAUCUGUAUGUUGCCAAAGAGUAACAGAGACUGGUAUAGGACUGGAGUUCGAUUCAGUCAUAUCCUUAAAUAUUGUGCCAUUGUGUCUGGAUUACUUUGUAGUAUAAGUAAAUUUCCAAGCAUGGGGAGGGAAGGAGAAGCGCCUUUAUUGAGAAUUCAACUGAAUAUAGAGAAGACUAAUUUUACACAACCGUAAUCACUGCAGUCAUUUGGACAAAUUAGCAAACCCAAGUUUUGCUUUAACUUGGAUUGCUUUAAUAAAGAUGUUUUGGGGCUUAAUGGCACAGUUGCCCAACUCCCCACUUUAUUCUGUGCUGUUCAGAGCCAGCCAGCAUUUCCCCAUCAAGCUCUUGCACCAUGAUUGACAGGGACACUUUUACUAGUCCCCUUGAAGAAUGAAUAGUUACUCAAUGUAGAUUAACCAGAUAUAUAUUUAUUUUACUCAGGGAAUAUCAGGAUAAAUAUAAUUCAGAGAAUUAAUUGCCUUCUCGUAUACUGCCCUGUGUGGGGACAUCUUUGAAAGUCCGCAAAGUCACUGUGAUUCUAGUAGGCCACUCAUGUGACAAGACCUGCUCCCACAUCAGUAAUUUGGCACAGCUAGUGUCUCUCCUUGCCAAAAAGGGCAAAGGCCUUGAGCAAGAAGCCAGCUUUUUCCUGAUUACAAAACCGACCACAAUUCCUCGCCAACCUAACAGCGUAAGUCUAUUUUUUUCUGGUGAUGUGUUACUCUUCUCACAGAGAACUCCAUUUUUUCAUUAUGACAUAGCACUUAUCAUUUAAACAUCAAUUGAUGUUCAAAUAUCAGCUGAUGUAACAUUGCUGUAGUUGCUAUUGAUGGAUAAGCUGAAGUUUUUAAGAAAGCAAACCCGAUAUUUAAAUCGAAACCAUAUCAAACCCUUCUUCAUUCUCUCAACUAUUUAAUUUUACAGAAUUUGGAUAGCAGUCAGUAUCAUUUUGGGCUUCACAAAUCAGCAGAACAAGUACCUUAGGAAUACAACAUUUCGGUAGCAUGCUAAUACCAACGUUUAAACUAUGGAUAUGUAUUUGAAUUCCAAAAUUUUCUUCAAAUCGCAUGAUUAGAGAUUCAACCAGGAAUAGAUAUUGAAAGAAAACUUUGCCCAAAUAAGCUUUCUGGUAUUUCAUAAGCAAGAGAUUUAAAGUUUUCCAUUUAAGAAGGAAUUGAUGUGAAUUUUGCGACAAUUAAAAAUGCAAGUGGAUAUUGAACAGUCUCUGCUCUGAUAAUUCUAAAUACAGUAUAGUUCACGCCCCUCACAAGACACUGAACAUGUGGGUCACUGGCGAGACAGUGUGGCAAUAUUUUCCCUGUAAUGUACCAAGUCUUGCCAAAGCAGUGAACAACAUUAUGACACAACUUUUCGUCACAGCUGGCUCCUAACAGGACAGUGCCAGCCAAUUCAAGCCCAGUCCUUUCUGUGUUUAUUCCCAUCUCUCCCAAAUAUUUGGAAACUGAUGUCUUGACUCAUGGGUGUAUUCACAAAUUCUGUUACCUCAAGUCUUUUUCUUUUAACGGAUUGAUCUUUUGCUAGAUAUAGACAAAAUAUCAGUGUGAAUUACAGCAAACCCCUAUUCCAUGCUGUUAUGGGUGAAACUCUGGGAGAUUCUCCUAUUGACCCAGAAAGCGAUUCCUUCACUGAUACACUGUCUGCAAACAUAUCACAAGAAAUUACCAUGGUUGACACAGAGAUGCCAUUCUGGCCCACCAACUUUGGGAUCAGCUCCGUGGAUCUCUCCGUAAUGGACGACCACUCCCACUCCUUUGACAUCAAGCCCUUCACUACUGUUGACUUCUCCAGCAUUUCUGCUCCACAUUAUGAAGACAUUCCAUUCACAAGAACAGAUCCGAUGGUUGCGGAUUAUAAGUAUGACCUGAAACUUCAAGAGUACCAAAGUGCAAUCAAAGUGGAGCCUGCUUCUCCACCUUAUUAUUCUGAGAAGACUCAGCUCUACAAUAAGCCUCACGAAGAGCCUUCCAACUCCCUCAUGGCAAUCGAAUGUCGUGUCUGCGGAGAUAAAGCUUCUGGAUUCCACUAUGGAGUUCAUGCUUGUGAAGGAUGCAAGGGUUUCUUCCGGAGAACAAUCAGAUUGAAGCUUAUCUAUGACAGAUGUGAUCUUAACUGUCGGAUCCACAAAAAAAGUAGAAAUAAAUGUCAGUACUGUCGGUUUCAGAAAUGCCUUGCAGUGGGGAUGUCUCAUAAUGCCAUCAGGUUUGGGCGGAUGCCACAAGCCGAGAAGGAGAAGCUGUUGGCGGAGAUCUCCAGUGAUAUCGACCAGCUGAACCCAGAGUCCGCUGACCUCCGGGCCCUGGCAAAACAUUUGUAUGACUCAUACAUAAAGUCCUUCCCGCUGACCAAAGCAAAGGCGAGGGCGAUCUUGACAGGAAAGACAACAGACAAAUCACCAUUCGUUAUCUAUGACAUGAAUUCCUUAAUGAUGGGAGAAGAUAAAAUCAAGUUCAAACACAUCACCCCGCUGCAGGAGCAGAGCAAAGAGGUGGCCAUCCGCAUCUUUCAGGGCUGCCAGUUUCGCUCCGUGGAGGCUGUGCAGGAGAUCACAGAGUAUGCCAAAAGCAUUCCUGGUUUCGUAAAUCUUGACUUGAACGACCAAGUAACUCUCCUCAAAUAUGGAGUCCAUGAGAUCAUUUACACAAUGCUGGCCUCCUUGAUGAAUAAAGAUGGGGUUCUCAUAUCCGAGGGCCAAGGCUUCAUGACAAGGGAAUUUCUAAAGAGCCUGCGAAAGCCUUUUGGUGACUUUAUGGAGCCCAAGUUUGAGUUUGCUGUGAAGUUCAAUGCACUGGAAUUAGAUGACAGCGACUUGGCAAUAUUUAUUGCUGUCAUUAUUCUCAGUGGAGAUCGCCCAGGUUUACUGAAUGUGAAGCCCAUUGAAGACAUUCAAGACAACCUGCUACAAGCCCUGGAGCUCCAGCUGAAGCUGAACCACCCUGAGUCCUCGCAGCUGUUUGCCAAGCUGCUCCAGAAAAUGACAGACCUCAGACAGAUUGUCACGGAACACGUGCAGCUACUGCAGGUGAUCAAGAAGACGGAGACAGACAUGAGUCUUCACCCGCUCCUGCAGGAGAUCUACAAGGACUUGUACUAGCAGAGAGUCCUGAGCCGCUGCCAACAUUUCCCUUCUUCCAGUUGCACUAUUCUGAGGGAAAAUCUGACACCUAAGAAAUUUACUGUGAAAAAGCAUUUUAAAAAGAAACGGUUUUAGAAUAUGAUCUAUUUUAUGCAUAUUGUUUAUAAAGACACAUUUACAAUUUACUUUUAAUAUUAAAAAUUACCAUAUUAUGAAAUUGCUGAUAGUA
Molecule: messenger RNA, 6100 nt
Organism: Cercocebus atys (sooty mangabey)
Lineage: Eukaryota; Metazoa; Chordata; Mammalia; Primates; Cercopithecidae
Gene: PPARG
Product: peroxisome proliferator-activated receptor gamma
Exons: 7
Coding region: 4372-5889 (505 amino acids)
Biological process (GO): positive regulation of transcription by RNA polymerase II; cell differentiation; regulation of lipid metabolic process
Cellular component (GO): nucleus
Molecular function (GO): zinc ion binding; RNA polymerase II cis-regulatory region sequence-specific DNA binding; nuclear receptor activity
Source: RefSeq, a predicted model, not a curated record